GUUGGCAAUACUGAAAAAAAAAAUUUAUUAUUCUAAUCUCAGCUGGUGCAUGUAUAUAUAAGGUAUGGAGCAUUCUUUCGUGAAAGUUCCAAGAAAUCAGCUAAAGAUGAAUUUGCAUAACAGUGGACUGUUCCUUGUUCUUCUGGUCAUAGUAACAUGCGUUCUAGAAAGGAACGAAGGAUCUAAUGCUACAACUCCAGUACCUGCUUCUACAACCACGACUACAGCAAGACAUACAAUGACUACACCAAGAAAUAGAAGCACAACUAGGACAUAUUAUACAACCACCACAAAUAAUACUGCCGGUCAGAGAGGAGCUGGUUCUAAACUGAUGUUUUCGAAGUUGUCCCUCAUAUUCAUGUCUGUGAUCGGAGUUUGUGUAAUGAAGUUUGUGUGAGGACUAUCGAAG
This is a messenger RNA of Saccostrea cuccullata (small rock oyster), 409 nucleotides long. RefSeq lists its product as uncharacterized. The transcript has 3 exons. The record is from RefSeq and is a predicted model, not a curated record. NCBI's taxonomy places the organism in Eukaryota, Metazoa, Mollusca, Bivalvia, Ostreida, Ostreidae. The coding region runs from base 65 to 397 and encodes 110 amino acids.